AUGGUGGAACAAGAUGAUACAGAGAUAGUAACAACUAACAUUGUUAACCCAGCUUCUUUCCUCAGCGGAAAUGAAGGAGAACCUAUACAUCGCGAUUGCCUAAAAACCAUUGAGGACACAUAUUCCAGCCGCCCAGACCUACAAGAUACCCCUUUGGAUGAUGCAGAAACCUGGUUUACUGAUGGAAGCAGCUAUGUCAUCAGCAGAAAGCGGCAUGCUGGAUAUGUGAUCACCACUUGCAGAGAAGUAAUAGAAUCUGGACCACUACCAACAAAUACUUCCGCACAAAAGGCAGAACUGAUCGCUCUAACUAGAGCUCUGGAACUAGCAAAAGGAAAAAAUAUAAACAUCUAUACAGACUCAAGAUAUGCAUUUGGAGUCGUGCAUGCACAUGAAGCCAUCUGGAAAGAAAGAGGACUUUUGAACUCACAAGGGAAAAACAUAAAACAUGCACAAGAGAUAGUGAGAUUGUUGGAAGCAGUCCAACUACCUGGGAAGGUAGCAGUUAUGCACGUUAAAGCACACCAGAAGGUGAGCUCGAUGCAGGAAGAAGGAAAUGAGCUGGCGGACAGAGAGGCAAAAGAAGCAGCAAAAAGAGAGGUAAUUAUAGAAGGAGCUUUAAUUUCUGAUGGGAACAUUCCUUUAGAAGGUAAGCCAAAUUACAAUAAGGAAGAUCAGAAAUUAAUCACAGAUAAGGAUGGAAUACUAAAUAAAGAGGGGUGGCCUCGCACACCGCAAGGGAAAAUAAUUGUCCCCUCCUCUUUGUUAUGGGCCGUUAUAAGAAAUGAGCAUCAGAAAACACAUUGGGGAGUGGAUGCUUUACAUAAGUACUUAAUAAACAGAAUCAUAGCUAGAAAUUUGUAUGCUACCAUCCAACAAGUAACUCAACAAUGUGAUCUCUGCCUUCAAACAAACCCCAAAAAUACUCCCAAACUCAAAAUGGGCCAAAUUGGAAGGGGCAAUGGACCAGGCCAACAAUGGCAGAUUGACUUUACUAAAUUACCAAGGAAAGGGGGGUAUAGGCAUUUGUUGGUACUUACAGACACCUUUUCAGGUUGGCCAGAAGCCUUUCCAACUAGAAGUGCAAAAACCCGUGAGGUAACGAAAAUAUUGUUGCAGGAAAUAAUACCACAAUAUGGAGUUCCAGCCACUAUAUAUUCAGAAAGAGAACCACAUUUUAUUUCAAAUGUGGCACAACAAAUUAACAAACAACUAGGUAUUGAUUGGCAACUUCAUACUCCCUACCACCCUCAGUCAAGUGAUCUGGUGGAGAAAAUGAACCAUCUAAUUAAACAACAAAUUGUGAAAUUGGGUCAGGAGGCCAGUUUACCUUGGCGCCAGUCACUUCCAUUAGCUCUGCUGAGAAUUAGAACUAAACCAAGGACUCAAGAAGGGUUGAGUCCUUUUGAAAUUCUGUAUGGAAGACCAUAUGGGGGAUGGGUAAGAAAUCCCUCGGUUCUAAAUUCUACCACAGUGACCGAAAUGGUCAAGAGGGCUUGA
Messenger RNA from Melopsittacus undulatus (budgerigar), 1500 nucleotides. Its product is annotated as protein NYNRIN-like. Gene Ontology annotation, biological process: DNA integration. Lineage: Eukaryota; Metazoa; Chordata; Aves; Psittaciformes; Psittaculidae. Gene Ontology annotation, molecular function: RNA-DNA hybrid ribonuclease activity; nucleic acid binding. The record is from RefSeq and is a predicted model, not a curated record. The transcript is spliced from 2 exons. The coding region runs from base 1 to 1500 and encodes 499 amino acids.